AUGGUGUACACUUCGCUGACCGAUGCUCCUCAGAACUUCAAGGAAGCAGCUGACUGGUUGUUGGCACUGAAGGGCGAUGACGUGAAAAACCUGGAGGCCAUAGGUGAGGCGGUUUACAAGUUUCUUGUGGACAAGCCCGUUGGCAGGAUACAUCUGCCCGCUCUCGAGAAAGUUAAACGUAUUUCCAAAGAUUUCCUGGAGCAACGCGAGCUUAGGAACUAUUGGUUCGUUGAAGAACUGUUGAAACGAUACAAUGACCGUAUUAGUAAAACACCUGGAGCGUUAGCUAAGUGCUUCAGGGUUGUGGACGAUUGCGAUUAUAAAAACGUUGUAAAGAGCAAGGGUAUCACCGCUGCAGCCAUUGCGGAGAAAUUAGACAGGAUUGUUAAUGGUACUGAGAUAUUGCUUGAUAAUGUCAAAAUUCCUGACGAAUAUAAAUCUGCUUACAGUUCAGAAGCGACUUGGGAGAAAUCAUGCGCAAAAGAUCCGGAAGCUUGUGCGACGGUAUUCGUAGGGAUUGCACCAAUGCUAUACGCAGGUGUACGUUGUCUGCACACUGCAACUAUAGCAGCCCUUUUAAGAUUGGUCCCGUUAACGAAGUAUGAGAUUGGUUUGGGAAAGACAAUGAAAGCCUUGGGUUAUGUAGAGCCGGAAAGCCGCACUGACAUGAAUAUGUUUGAGGUCGACGCGGCGUUGAGAGAUCUGUAUACAAGCGGGGUGUUAACGCUAUGCGACUUCGCUGGGUUCUGGGCUUUCUAUGGACUGGAAAGCAGUGUACAUGAAGGUGAACCAUCUGCGGAACCUUCAUUACGUGCAAAAGCUCGCGAAUUCUUCUUGGGCGAAAAUUAA
Babesia bigemina is the source of this 849-nucleotide messenger RNA. RefSeq lists its product as hypothetical. The record is from RefSeq and is a predicted model, not a curated record. The coding region runs from base 1 to 849 and encodes 282 amino acids. The transcript has a single exon. NCBI's taxonomy places the organism in Eukaryota, Apicomplexa, Aconoidasida, Piroplasmida, Babesiidae.